UUUCCACAUUGCGGGACACAAUAUCAUGGAGAGUAUUCCACAUUCAAAAAUGUUGGUGAACGGUGCGCUCUUUGUGCUCUUCAUGGGCACCGUCUGGACGGAUGUAAUAUUGAACAAAUCGGGAAGACUGCGAUCUCUACCUUACAACUGUGUCGAGGCAGUGUGCGCCGCUGGUUCAGAGGCCAAAAGUGGCAUCUACCAAAUACGCUUGCCGUUAGAUGGUUGGGCGCAUCGACCCUUCUACGUUUACUGUUUACUCGAUGACAAAGGCGGUGACCCCUGGUUGUUGGUACAGCGUAGGCAAGACGGAGAAGUUAAUUUCUAUCGCAACUGGAAUGAUUACAAGGCUGGCUUUGGAAGCUUGGACACAAGUUUCUUCAUCGGCUUGGACAAACUGCAUGCACUCACACAGGUGCAACUGAAUGAGCUACAAAUCGUAUUGCAUGAUUUCGACGAUACCGUUAAGUACGCCAACUUUAAAAGCUUCGCUGUGGGCGACGAGAACGAAAAAUAUGCAUUGAAUAUAUUGGGAGACUUUUCUGGAAGUGCGGGCAAUGGCACGCUCUACUAUAACAGUGGGCAAAAGUUCAGUACAUACGAUAUGGUGAACAACUUUAAACCUGGGCGUGAAAAUUGUGCGAAAUAUUACAAAGGGGCCUGGUGGUUCAGAGGCUGUUUUUGGAGUCAUCUAAAUGGCGAGUAUAUUAAUGGUACUAUCCGUAAUGGAGAAAAAGGCAUCAUCUGGAAUACAUGGCGAGGCGUCAACUAUUCGUUGAAAUAUGCACACAUGGCUAUAAGGCCAAUAGAUAGUACAGAAAUGCGGGUACAUGGAUGUAGGAAGAAGAGACAUGAGAAACGUCAAUGUAGGAAGACGAAAAAUCGGGCACAAAACACGACAAAUAAAGACUAGAUAAAAAGUCAUACCAUAUAUGAAUUGUAUAUUAAUUGCUAUUCGGUGCUUAUAGUCAUAAAGUAAGUCCGAAAGAGACAUUUUUUUAGGACUUAGAAGUUGUUGCAACAAAUCCGGGAAUGUUCUAGAAAUAAAUCAGCAAUUCAAAUGCAAAGUCGUGUGUUU
Zeugodacus cucurbitae (melon fly) is the source of this 1075-nucleotide messenger RNA. Its product is annotated as microfibril-associated glycoprotein 4-like. The transcript is spliced from 2 exons. Lineage: Eukaryota; Metazoa; Arthropoda; Insecta; Diptera; Tephritidae. The record is from RefSeq and is a predicted model, not a curated record. Bases 26 to 910 code for a protein of 294 amino acids.